CCUCUCCCUUUCUCCCUCGACGACGGAACUAAGCGUAGACACUACAACUCCCAGCAUGCCUUGGGGGCCGAGGCUUGUUCAGUAGGGGGUGUCAUUCAGCGCCACUGCUGUCGUCGUGGGGCCUACAGAGGAAGAGGAGGAGAACAGCAAGAUGGCGCUGACUAGCUUUUUACCAGCACCAACUCAGCUAUCUCAGGACCAGUUGGAGUUAGAAGAGAGGACAAGAUUGCAAAGGGUGAGGCAGACAGCACUAGUGUCAUCAAGAAGGGAGCCUCCUCCUUAUGGUUAUCGGAAAGGAUGGAUACCACGAAUGUUGGAGGAUUUUGGAGAUGGAGGUGCUUUCCCAGAAAUUCAUGUUGCUCAGUAUCCUCUGGAUAUGGGCCGAAAAAAGAAAAUGUCCAAUGCGUUAGCUGUUCAGGUCGAUGCAGAAGGAAAAAUAAAAUACGAUGCUAUUGCUCGUCAGGGUCAGUCAAAAGACAAGGUCAUUUACAGCAGAUACACAGACUUGAUUCCAAAGGAGGUUAUGAAUGUGGAUGACCCUGAGCUGCAAAGACCUGAUGAGGAAGCUGUCAGAGAGCUUACAGAAAAGACCCGAACAGCAUUAGAAAAGUCUGUCUCCCAGAAAAUUGCAGCAGCCAUGCCAGUCCGAGCAGCUGAUAAACUAGCUCCAGCUCAGUACAUCCGAUACACACCAUCACAGCAGGGUGUGGCCUUUAACUCUGGUGCAAAACAGAGAGUUAUUAGAAUGGUAGAGAUGCAGAAGGACCCCAUGGAACCCCCAAGAUUCAAGAUUAACAAGAAAAUUCCUCGUGGGCCACCGUCGCCUCCAGCUCCUGUGAUGCAUUCUCCCAGCAGAAAGAUGACUGUGAAGGAGCAGCAGGAAUGGAAAAUUCCUCCUUGCAUUUCAAACUGGAAAAAUGCAAAGGGUUACACUAUUCCAUUAGACAAGCGUCUGGCUGCGGAUGGCAGAGGAUUGCAGACUGUACACAUAAAUGAAAACUUUGCCAAGUUGGCUGAGGCUCUCUAUAUUGCUGAUAGAAAGGCUCGUGAGGCUGUAGAAAUGCGAGCCCAGGUGGAACGGAAGAUGGCCCAGAAGGAGAAAGAAAAACAUGAGGAGAAACUGCGAGAAAUGGCCCAGAAGGCUAGGGAGCGAAGAGCUGGAAUAAAAACCCAUGUGGAAAAAGAGGAUGGAGAAGCCAGAGAACGUGAUGAAAUCAGACAUGACAGGCGAAAAGAGAGACAGCAUGACCGGAAUCUUUCCAGAGCAGCUCCUGAUAAAAGGUCAAAGUUACAGAGGAAUGAGAACAGAGAUAUUAGUGAAGUCAUUGCUUUGGGAGUUCCUAACCCUCGGACAUCCAACGAAGUCCAGUAUGACCAGAGGCUCUUCAACCAGAGCAAGGGUAUGGACAGUGGCUUUGCUGGUGGAGAAGAUGAGAUUUACAAUGUCUAUGAUCAGCCUUGGAGAAGCGGGAAAGACAUGGCACAAAAUAUCUACAGGCCUAGUAAGAACAUGGAUAAAGACAUGUACGGAGAUGAUUUGGAGGCACGAAUAAAAACUACAAACAGGUUUGUUCCUGAUAAAGAAUUUUCUGGCUCAGAUCGCAGACAAAGAGGUCGUGAAGGACCAGUUCAAUUUGAGGAGGAUCCUUUUGGUCUAGAUAAGUUCUUGGAAGAGGCCAAACAGCAUGGGGGCUCAAAAAGGCCUGAUAGUAGUCGCCCUAAAGAGCAUGAGCAUGAAGGCAAAAAGAGAAGGAAAGAGUAAGGAACUGGUUUGUCCUUGGAGAGUGACACUGAAUUUAUAACUUGGAGCAUUUUUAACAAGCCUGUCAGGGUUGUCAAGACCAACUGACAGCUCUUUGGUGAUGGAUAUAGUGUGUGCCACAAAUCAAGCAGGACAAUUUUUAUCCACAGAAUAGUGGGAAGUUACAAUUGGGCCACUGAAUUAUCUAAGUUCUACAUGUUGGGCUGUACCUGUGUCCUUCCUGUUUGUUUCUACACAAAUGGAGCUUUUGUGUUUUAUUUGGAACAUGCUGCUCAAUGUAUUGUCUUUAGUUAAAGCUGCUUAUUCCAGCUGAUAACCUUGUAUAUAGUUUGCCUUGCUUCUGCUGAAUUGUACUUGAAAAGUGGAAGGAUAUUGUGAUUCACUUGUUCUGUUGUGGUUGUAUAAUUAAUUUAGAUAAUGAAUCCAUUUAACAGAGAUGCAUACAUAUACAGGUUUAUUUUAGCUUCCUUAUACAGUAGUGAAAUAAAAGCUCCUUCCUUUAACUGGU
This is a messenger RNA of Pogona vitticeps (central bearded dragon), 2270 nucleotides long. It is a transcript of the gene SNW1, whose product is annotated as SNW domain containing 1. Gene Ontology annotation, cellular component: spliceosomal complex. Gene Ontology annotation, biological process: mRNA splicing, via spliceosome. Lineage: Eukaryota; Metazoa; Chordata; Lepidosauria; Squamata; Agamidae. The record is from RefSeq and is a predicted model, not a curated record.